AUGGAUAUAGUUACAGAAGUUCUAAAUUAUAUAAAUAAAUGUCGCCUUCCUAAGCUUCGUCGUAAUUUAGAAGAAUGCGACAGUCAUCCCGAAUUUGAGCUAUGGGAAAAAAACUUGACGAUAAGUUUUACAGAGUUGAGUGAUUUAUUACCUAGUUUGAAUUUGUAUGAAAAAACCAAUAACUCCACUGUGAUCGCUUCUUUGAUGAUUUUGUAUUAUGAGUUACGCAGUGAUCGAUGGCAAUCUGUUAAAGUUAAAGAUUGUUUGAAAUUAUUAAAUCUCCAAUUUAAUUUAUUAUAUGAUAUAUCACUGGAGACAUUGCUUACUUACGAAAAUAAUAAAAUAUUCAAUACACAAGAAGUUUUUGAUAAAACUAUUGAACUGUUACAUAUACAAUUGACUGUUGAGGAUUUCAAAAAAUAUCCAGUUCUAAUUGAUGUAUAUCAGGGUAUUAUUAAAAAUUUGAAGGAAUAUCCAGUGACUCUGAAACCAACUUCAUUAUUGCCAAUAUCACUGAUUUUGAUAGAUGAUUUUGUGGUUGAAAACAAAAUUAAAGGUUUACAAUGCUGUUCUUCAAUUUUGGAAUGUCUGACACCAGAACAUUUUCAAGUCGGAAAUUAUUAUGAAGUUAUUAAUGGUGUAUUAGAGAAAUCAAUCACAGAAAAGGAUGUUAAAGUAUUGGAAUUAGUGCUCGAUUGCUUUUUAAAGCUCUUUAAAAGUAUACCCUCAAAUGCUAAGCUUAUUAUGAUUGAUGACAAAAUUCAUAUAAUUUUGGAACAAUUAUAUAUAGAAACAAAUUUAUAUAAAAAGAAAUCAUUAUUCUGCUUUAUUAAUAAGUUGAUACCAAUGCAUGGUGUUAACUGUGUUAAAGAGAAAAGAAUGUUUUUAAUUGUAAUAUGUGAUAAUUUAGAUAUUAGUAGCAAUCCUUCUGUUGGUGAAAUAUUACUGGAAGAUGUUGUAGAGUGUCUCGAAAAUUGGAUCAGUUAUUGCUGGUGUGUUUGGAGAUUACACCCAAAAAUGAGAUUAUUAUCAUUGUUGAUUAGAAACAUGUACAUUUACUGUGAACAAGAAAAAAUUUCUACAAGACUACAAAAUAUUCUCAUUACACUUUUUAAACUUUGUACUGUGGAUGAACAUAAACAAAUUCAUGAUUAUUUAAUAAAUCAAAUCCGUGACAAUAAAUUUAAAGAAUGUUUUCUUAUGAAAUUAGAUAUAAUGAAAAAUGAGUUGAAUACUGCUAGUGAUAUAAAUUAA
Diatraea saccharalis (sugarcane borer) is the source of this 1254-nucleotide messenger RNA. The record is from the annotation of a GenBank genome assembly. Lineage: Eukaryota; Metazoa; Arthropoda; Insecta; Lepidoptera; Crambidae.